ACGACGGUCGAUUAGCCUCCCUUGAAUGUUGACGUAGGAAGUUGAAACACCCCAUUGAAAAACUCGCUGCGACUCGGCCAACAGCUCGCGAGUUGUGUGCAUUGUUUGGUUGUUUAGUUUCUACCGAAUGGUGGAUCGAAUACACUCCAGCUUAGAGAUUCGUAAACUUUUGAAUGUGAACUGUGUCAAGGAUUUCUGUGCAGUGUUUUCUUCAGCCGUGUCGUGACCGUUAGCGUCGGUUUCCACCUGUGUGACUGCUAGCCUGGUGUGCCGCUCCGAACUUGGCUAUACUUUCAUUUUGUCAACAGGGGACUCUGAUAAACAUUUCGUUUUUUGUGUGUGGACUAUUAAUUAAUUACAUAAUAUUUUGACCAUCGCAGUGGACACACAGCUAACAGAUUACUGGUUUCGAGGCUGGACAGUCCGUUUCUCUUCGGGGAUUCUAUAAAUAGCACCGGAAGUAAUUACACCGGCUAAGAUGUGACCCAAACGGGGACCGGUAAAGGUAUCAAAUUUUCAGCUGUCAGAAGAAAAAAACACCCGCAUCACGUGGUUUCUCUUCAGCAGGAAGUGACGAUAUUAUCACAGCACUUUACCAUUGAAGGUACACCGUCACUACAAACUCGGACAGGUGUGUGCUGUAGCCCAUUGAGUCAGUGUGUCCACACAGAUCCCGCGCCCGUGUUUGAUGUCACAGAGAGAUCCGCUGCUGGAUUGGAUGCAAGCCCCGUGUUGGUGGAUACACUUGGAUUGUGGAUAUCCGGAUGGUAGAUUUGGACUGAACUGAGUGGUGUUUUGAUUUUUUUUCUUCUGUCGCGUGGAUGUAUUAUUACGUCGUGUGGAGAUAGCGGUGUGAAGUGCCAGACCAGAUUAACGAACAUGGGGAUUAACGGUCAGUGGUCCUCGCUUGGACGUUGGAUAUUGUACCUGCGACGUUUGGUGGUCGUCUGCUUCUUCUGUUUGGAUGUAGCCGCCAAUGGAGAUGUGAAGUCUGCUGCAGCCAUGAACAGCGUCUUUGCCUGUGAGAACGAUACCCUAAAGCUAGAGUGCAGCUUCGGUGAGGUCAUCCGAAUCGACAGGGCCAACUACGGCCGCUUCUCGCUGAUGGUCUGCAACCCGCACGGGUUGACGGAGGGUUGGAACACCAACUGCUUCCAACCCAGAACGUUUGAGAUCAUCUCCGUCAGAUGUGAUGGACGCCAAGCUUGCUCGCUAUUGGUCGACAGCCACGUGUUCGGUGACCCGUGUCCAAGCACGCACAAGUACGCCGAGGUCAGGUUUUCCUGCGCUAGAGACCUCCUGACAACCAAAGCUCCUCUGCCUCCUUUGAUAACGUAUAAUGACGGCACCCCAAAGCCCCCAAUCGUUACCUCUCUGACUGCUAUUGACCCAACGUCAUUGAAAAUAGAAUGGACACAUGACCCAGAUGUAACUGUCUUUACAACAGCUGUUUACAUCGCUAAAGAUGGACAUGGAAAGAAUGUGAAGGCAAAUUACUUCACACCUACUCCAAAUUCCACAUUCAAUAGCCAAAUCCUUGAAAACCUAGACCCUAACACUACCUAUUACAUAUUUCUCAAGAGUGUUGGAAAACACAUGGGGGGAUCAUCACCCACUUACUCCGUUUCAACCCCGCCCCUUGAUGAAUCCGACAUGGCCCCCAUUGCAGAAAAUGCAAUAGAGAAUGUUGCUGAUGUCGAUAACCUUAGCAAAGAUAUGUCGGCACAAACACACACCCAACUCACUCAGUCAGAAAAUGUGGACUCCACAUCCUUUGAGAGUAGCCUGUAUCCACAUUUAGAUCCAACACAAUCAAAUUCUAGAGAAGCACCCUCCGAGGCUGAGAAGAGAAAAUUAACAGUUAAAAUAAGAAUGUACACAUCUCGCAGUAAAACUCCUAGCAAUGAAAGAGCCGAUGCUCCAAUACUUUCUGAUGAGAUGGAAGGAGAUGGAUCCCAGGAACCAGAACCCAUCAUGGAGGCAGUCAAACAAAUAACCUUUGCUAAAAGUCCAGUCCUUGAAACUGAACAGAAACACAACACUAAAAUGGAGCUUCAACAGAAACAGGAACUAAAAGAUACAAAACCACAUUUUGUUCUAGACUUUGGAGACUCUGAAGAAGUGCUGGAUACAACUCCAGUGACCGUUACAACUCCAGAUGUUCAAGUGCCACAGAUUUCAACAGAAAAAACAACUCCAACUCAAGGCCAGAUCAUGUCUGACUUAGUGACUGAACAUCCUGCUGUUUCUCUUGCAAAAAAUUGGACUUCCCCAGAAAGACAAAAAAAUGAUAAUCCAGCGCUUCCCUCUGAAACAAGGACAGAUCAAGCAACAGGAAGUAGGCCAUCUUAUGGGGAAUUUAAAAAUAUGUCAUCUCAAGAUCCAGGUCCUGAUAGGUUUUCUACCAUUGGUGGACCGCCUGAAAAUGUUGAUGAGGGUAAGGGAUUUCAAAUAAUGCCAGACGAAGAACCAUACAGACCUGCCCAUACCCCACACCCUCCAGCCACCAAGAGACCUACAACAACAACAACAGCAAAAGAGAGGCCCACAUCUACAACAACCUUUGACCUACCUUCAGGGGACACUACUCCCAUCCCAGUAGAAAAAGAAGUCUGGACAUCAACAACCCCCAUUUAUGAUCCUAGUGAGCAUAAUGGUCUCAGUGGUUUCUGUGGCAGGCUACAGUUUGAAGGCAUCAACUGGCCUAGAACACAGAUAGGUCGCAGUGCUACAGCCAAGUGUCCACCUCCCUUGUUAGGGAUGUCAUCGUUGUAUUGCUCUAGUAUUGGCUGGGACAAGUCUGGCCCUGAUAUGUCUGGCUGUACAUCUCCCUGGGUCAAUGACAUUGAUGCUAAGAUAAUGCAAGGACUCCACUCUGCUGACCAUGUGGCAGUAGAGCUGAGCGCUAAAAUCAAAGAGUCGGACAUGAGCUCAGGUGACCUGAUGAGGACAGCCACCAAACUUCUGCCAAAGCUGGCCAGAAGUCUGGACUACAACAAAACAGAUCUGGACAGCAAAAACAAGAUGAGGAAGUUUAAAAGGGCUUUCUUGGAAUCAAGUAGCAGUCUGUUGGUUAACAAGCACAUGCCAUCAUGGAAAAGGUUAUCCAGACAGUACAGGAAGAAAGCUGCCACUACAUUGAUUGUAUACCUAGAGGAGACUGGGUUCCAUGUAAGCAAGCACAUGGAGAUGGGCACAACAGAUGUGGAAAUAGACAACAAUAUAGUCAUGGAAAUGAAUGUGAUAAACUCUCGUUACACACACUCCGACCUGAGUUUCCCAGCUAGACAGAUCCUGACUCCAGCAUGGAAUAGGGAUCUGGACUUCAUUACCAUCUCCAAAGGCAGUAUGAAACACAUCGGAAAUGGAGGGAGACUGGAUGUGCUGUUUACCUUGUAUAAAAACAUGGAGGAGCUGAUGCAGCCCCAGACCAACACAGUCUCAACCUUCUCAGCCUCAGACAGCAACUACAACGCUGGCACAAUCAGUGACAGCAGCAGUAUAAAAUCAACAAGUGAUCCACCCACACUCGUCAUCAACAGCAACAUCAUCGGAGCUUCCAUCAACAACUCACAGCUUGAUUCCUCCCUACCUGAGCCUGUCAGAUUUACCUUGCACCAUCUGCAGACACUUGAAAAUGCUGCUCCUGUGUGUUCCUUCUGGAAUAUUGAAAUUGGCCAACUUGUUGGUCAGUGGUCACAAGAUGGAUGCCGUCUGCUGCACACCAACUUGACCCACACCACCUGUGAAUGUGAUCACCUGACCAACUUUGCUGUGCUGAUGGAUAUCUCUGGGGUCAAGCUGUCAGAAGAAAAUGAACUAGCCCUUAGAGUAAUCACCUUUGUUGGAUGUGUUAUCUCUAUUGUCUGUCUCAUGCUUAGCUGGACAACCUUCAUGGUGUUUAAAAAUCUGCAGUGUGACAGAAACACAAUUCAUAAAAAUCUGGUUCUUUGUCUUCUGCUGGCAGAGAUUCUCUUCCUGGGAGGCAUAGCUCAGACUGAGCCCAAGAUUGUUUGUUCUAUAAUUGCUGGCGUCCUACACUACCUGUUCCUUGGAGCAUUUGCCUGGAUGUGUCUUGAAGGCGUCCAGCUCUAUGUGAUGCUUGUUGAAGUGUUUGAGCAGGAGAGGUCAAGGGUCAUGUGGUACUACAUGUUUGGUUAUGGUGUUCCUGCAGUUAUUGUUGGCAUCUCUGCAGGCAUAUAUCAUCAGGGUUACGGCACUGCUAGACACUGUUGGCUAACAACUGAGAAAUCUUUUAUUUGGAGUUUUGUUGGCCCAGCUUUAGCAGUAAUGAUGGUCAAUAUUAUUAUGUUGGGUAUCGCAAUCUAUACAAUGUGUCGCCAUUCCAACAUGUCUGCUACAAUGAAGGAAAGAUCAAAAGCAACAAAAUUUAGUGUUUCAGAAAGUCUCAGCAGUAUGGAGACUUUUGCCUCUCCUAAGCUCCGCUUUCCUGAUUUGCCUGCCUGGCUGAAGGGAGCCAUUGUUCUGGCAAUACUUCUGGGACUGACCUGGCUACUGGGUGUCCUGUACUUGAAUGAAGAGUCAGUGGUCAUUGCCUACUGCUUCACCAUCCUCAACAGUCUACAGGGCAUGUUCAUCUUUUUCUUCCACUGCAUCAGAAAUGAGAAGGUCCAGAAAGAGUAUCGUAAAGUAGCCAGGAGAACUUCCUGGUUACCAAACUGUAUCAGGGUCAACUAUGGCGGCUACACAGGAGUUCAGUCCAGCUCACCCAUUGUUUCAUCAGGUUCUGGAAAUUAUCUGUCAAGGAUCUUUGGGCCAGGUCGUAACAAGAAGUCAGCUACAUCAACCAACAGUUCAGCCAAGCCAUUCCUCAGUAAAGACCAGCACAGAAGAUCUGACACGGAGAACUCAGCCAGCCGUGACUCCAGUGCCGCCCCCUCCUCCCUGAAUGGCUACUACUACUCACCAGGCUACCCUAAUGGGAACCCGUACAUGAAGGCCACGGCUUUUGAAAACGGCAAUGGCUUGAAAGGCAUCAGCAACGGCCAUGCUCAGCUCCCUCCCUUCUAUGAGACUGGGGGCAUGGUGGGGGAGCUUUCUGAGUACAUUGACUGCUCCGUCAUUGAUUCGGAGUAUGUUUCAGAGUAUUGUCAGCACAAUAUGCAGGUAUGUAUGGAGGAGAAGCGCUACUCAACAGGGUCUGAGGACAGUAAAAUAGUUCCAGCCCCCAUCAUGAUCAGAGAAAAUGACAACCUAUCAACUCUGUCUCUGGCAUCAAGCAGCAGGAAACCUUCCUCCCUAGUGUCUUCGUCUGAGUGUGUCACCAGCUCUCUGAGAGAUGGCUUGGACUACAAACAAGCUGAGAGCCUUCAGAAGGAAGGCGGCGGCGACCCGCGCCUGAAUCUGAACCAGUACAUUAUUCCCACGUCGAGGAAGAACAACAACAAUAAUAAAGUGAAUGUGACGAACCACCAGGGGGGUGACAGCCUUAAGCCCAGGGUGCCAGACAGCCGGAGCUUCAGCCUGAACAAGCUGGCCAAGCCUGCCGCGUCCCUGUCCAGCAUCCCUGAGACAGAAACCUCCCCGCAGCACUCCAGCACACCCAACCUGCAGUACAAGCUGGGGUUCAACGACCCGCAGUCAGAGUCUGGGUCGUCCACCACCGCCAACACUCCAGACAGUCUCAGCCAUUUCCGGAACAUUCCAAUGGACAGCUGCGAGGAGAUGUCCCCCUCGUCCACCAUGGACAGCCCUUCCUCCAUCAAAUCCAGCCUGCCCAACUUGGAGGCCCUGUCCAUCGAGUGCAUGGACAACCCAGACCUGAGCUCUCUCAAGCGCAGACAUUCCUCUGAAAAUGACGUUCAGUUUAGCCCAUUCCGGUUCACAUCCACAGACUGUUGAGAUGGUCAUGUGAUUGUCACAUGACUUUACUACAAACCAAAACAAUUCAGCAUUUAAAAAAAAGCAUGUUUGAUCAGGGUAAGGUGGGCAGAAUAAGCAAACAUUCUAGUGUCUGAAAAGGUCCAAUGUAAAUACAACCAUAGUCUUCUCUUUCAUUCCACAAACAAGAAAAUGUAUGCGUUAUACAGAGUUUUGCUGAUCAUAUGUUUAUCAUAGAUGUUGCUGAGUACAUGUAAGAUAAAAUUGCUGAAAAUACGUCACCAAAAAUUGCUGAGCAUAUAUCGCACUGAGAAGCCUGAAUAUGCUUAACAAUGUUAUACUACAUUUGAGCAAUAAAUUAUACUAUGUAUUCAUUAAUAGUUACAAUUCUCUGACAUUAAAGAUUUAAUUAUCUGUACAUAAAACAAAUGAAUGGAUUUUAUAAACAUUGAACUUGAUCAAAUUUAUUUAAUGAUAUGUAUAUUGAACCACUUCAUUUCCAAUUGCCUUCUUAAAUUAAAAACUCACCAACUGGGCUUUAUUAUUUAUUGAAAUUAAAUGAAGCCAAAAGGUACACAAUUGUUUUCAUACAUCAUUAUAUAAUUAUUAAACAUUAGCAUAGCUUCAUAAUUUUUUUUAUUAUUCACAUGUAACCUUGACAUCAAUUUUCUUUUCUGAAUUUUAACAUUUUCAUUUUUACAGUAAACUUGACAUAGAAUUUUAUUUUAUUUUAAAAGAUACUUGAUAAUUAGACUUAAUUAGAUUGUACUUACCAGUUGCUGCUAAUGUAAAUGAAUUCAGUUUUGUUGUGCCAUAUUGUAUUUUGUGAUUCUUGUCAUGUGCUAUAUUUAAACAAACCAAUAAUUAAAAAUAAAAAUAAAUGAAUGAAAAAUUGAUGAUUGUGUUUUGGCUUGUUUUUGAUAAUUUUUUGAGAGAAUGUUUUAGUGGGAUUUAAAUUUGCUGACACAAAAGCAUUAAAAAAAUCAUCUGAGGUUUUGCUAAUUUCUUUUUUUUUCCUUUAAUUUAUUGUUAAAGAAAUUAUUCUAUCUUUGUAGAAAACAGUAUUUUGCUCUCAUAUAAACAGAACACAUCAUGUCUGUUAAAUAAAAGUAGGGACUAGUGCCAGUUAGGAGUUGUUACUGGUGUUCAAAGCUAUUUAUAACUGUAAUCUAUCAAUCAUUACACAUUGCAUGUUAUGGACCCUACUCCAACUUGAAACUUCAAGAUUUAGUUAAGUGGGAAAAAUGUUUUUUUAUAGAUAAUAAGAAAUUACUAUAAAAAACUAUCCCCGUUGUGGUUUCUUAUUUUUAUAAACCUUGUUAAAUGGGGCUUGUGAUUGUAAAGAACAAUUUUAAGCGAAAUUCAAAGAUUAACCUUAAAAAUCUUAAUACAUAUUCUAUUCGGCAAAUCACCAAACAAUGAAUACAAUUUUCACACAGAUGUCUUUUGUUUUGCGAGUUAAAACACACUUUUUUUGUUUAGAAAACAAUUAGCUUGUUUCUGUGUUGCCAUGAAAGUUUAUUUAAAUGUAAUAUUUUCAUUUGAUUUUCACUUAGUAUUUGAUUAUUUAGUUGUAAGUUGUAAAAAUGAGUUUUUUUAAUCUGAAUUUUAUUUUUCAUUUUUAUAUCUUCAAUCUGUGAAAUACAGACUUGCUUAUCAAAGGUUGUGACUUGUUAAUUAAAUAAUGUAUUUAUAAUUAAUUGUUUGUUUCAAUCAACCAAUCAUUGGUCGACCACUGCCCAAUUACUUUACAUUUUGACCAAACAUCAAAAAUAUUUUCUUCCACACUUCGAAAUUUAAAAAAUUCCACUUGGUGAAAAUUAAUCAAGAAACUUUAAUUAAAUGAAGUCUAUGAAUCCAUAUAACUAUUACAAUUAAUUCUUUUUAACUCUAAAAAAAAAAAUAAAGAAUAAAAUUUUUACUUAUUUUGAUGGGCUCUGAUGUUGAAACUGGCCAGCUGAUUGGCUCUGAUGUAUUUGUAAAUAAAUGUUUUAGCCCAUUUGAUUGGUUGCUGGGCCAUACAUAUCUCAUUCAACGGUUGUGACAUGUAAUUAGCCAUUCCUAACUAAAAGGUUGUAAUUUUCACCAAAGUGCCUUCUUUUAAAUAUAUUCUAUAAUUACAUUUAAUGAUGAAAUCUCCCUGACUUUUUUCUCUUUGAUUUUACCACAUAACUCCCUUAUGUUGUAUGUUCAUUUUUUUCAAGAUCU
Molecule: messenger RNA, 8049 nt
Organism: Physella acuta
Lineage: Eukaryota; Metazoa; Mollusca; Gastropoda; Physidae
Product: adhesion G protein-coupled receptor L3
Biological process (GO): cell surface receptor signaling pathway; G protein-coupled receptor signaling pathway
Cellular component (GO): plasma membrane
Molecular function (GO): protein binding; carbohydrate binding; G protein-coupled receptor activity
Source: RefSeq, a predicted model, not a curated record